AUGCAGCUCUCGUCGUUCGUCAUCUUGACUUGCAUGGCAGCUGCCAAUGCCCUGAGCGUCCCCAGAAUGAACUCCCCGAUCAUUCUGUUUACACCCGGUGCCUGGCACGGCCCUUGGGCUUUCGAUGAGAUUCGCAAGGACCUCUCGAGCCGUGGUCUUUCGACAUCGGCCGUGACCCUACCUAGUGUUGGCACCAAGAACGUCAAUGUCGGUGUGGCGGAGGAUACGGCCGCCGUCCGUGCCGAAAUCGAGAGACUCAGCAACAAUGGCAAGCAAGUCAUUGUCGUGGCGCACUCAUAUGGUGGGGUACCUAGCCCAAGCCCCUUAUUCAGCUGA
Microdochium trichocladiopsis is the source of this 336-nucleotide messenger RNA. RefSeq lists its product as uncharacterized. The coding region runs from base 1 to 336 and encodes 111 amino acids. The record is from RefSeq and is a predicted model, not a curated record. Lineage: Eukaryota; Fungi; Ascomycota; Sordariomycetes; Xylariales; Microdochiaceae. The transcript has a single exon.